This is a messenger RNA of Daphnia magna, 3826 nucleotides long. RefSeq lists its product as uncharacterized. The record is from RefSeq and is a predicted model, not a curated record. Lineage: Eukaryota; Metazoa; Arthropoda; Branchiopoda; Diplostraca; Daphniidae.
CUGAAGAACUCAGCAUUCAUGCAAAAGUUCAAACCAUCUUAUGCUAUGUAGCACCAAACAAAAAAAAUCCAACCAGAUUUUUAGAAUCUUUUGGAGAACAUGCUGAUUGGUUCUUGUAUUCCACAAAGCUGGGAGAACAAGUUCACUCGACAUUAGAUAAAGCUAGUAAAACAUGGAUUGGACCUUAUUCUGGGAAAAAACCUGAAAAGAAAAAUGUUACGAAGAAAACCAUGGAUUCAGUCAUUGAUGAAAAUGACCAAAUUACCACAGAAAUAGCAAGAAAUGCAGUAAAUAUUGCUGUAAAAAAGGCAGCUACAAUGAAAAGGCUGAAAUUGCUGGAAGAACAGAGAAAAAACAAGAAUCAGAAGUUAGCUUCUGUGAAACCCAAAAAGCCUAUGAACAAAAAAAUCAAAUCCAGUUCAAGGUCUAGUUAAUUGUUCUCCCCCUCCAAAGUUGAUUCCGAAAAGCUCUGAAUGUUUACCAUCAACACCAAAUAAUGGCAGAUCAUCCCAGUCUUUCACUCCCCAGAAAAUUUGUUCUUCCAAUCUUUCAGUCAGUUUAGUGAAGGACCGAAUCAAUAAAGAUCCCAUUCAUGAACAAGAUUCAAUUUUCGAUACGCCUGUUACUAAAAUCAGAGUAAUAGAGGGGAUGGUGGCGUCGCCCUGUCGAAAUUCUCCAUAAGGCUAUGUCCGAGGUUUUUCAAGAUUUUUUCAAUUGUUUGGCGGGCGUUACAGAAUAGCUCUCCCUUAAACGCAGCGCCGCCACGCGUAGCCUUCAGUCAACAUAAGCAAGAAAAUCAUUCUUCAUUCCUUUCCACGAUUUCCUUCAUUCCUUCCCCAUGGCUGGUAAUAUUCAAGGGAAUGUCUCUUUCAAAUCCGUUGAAAUUAAAAUCUUCAAGAAAAACUUGCUUCUUUUGUGGUGUCAAUUAUCAGGAUGAAAACAAAAGAAUUUGUAAUUUUGGUGUACCUAAGAACAAGUUUUCUAGUUGGCAAUUAAUCAUUCCAGAGCUGAAGCAAGCAUCGUUACUGUGUGAAAAGCAUUUUGAUGAGUCAGAUGUUUUAAAAGGAUUUACAGAUGGCACAGUGUAUCAUCCCUAUGGAAGAUGGAGAUUAAGUAUUUCUGCUGUUCCUAAACAUUUCUUGGGUAUAAAGGAAGCUUCUUCCAAAGUAGUCAAACGUACUCCUCUGAAACAACUGUUUUCAGUCAACACACAACAAAAGAAACGUGAUGGCAUACAAGCUAAAAUUUCUAGUGUUCAUUCUAUGUCCAACAAUCACCAAAACCUACCAUCACCUCUGGGUAAUGGAGCAAACAGACACAAACCAUUAAAAAGAACUGUUGGUACCGAGAAUACACCACCUAACCAACAUAACAAAAAAUUGAAACUUAUAAGCCACCAAGCACCUAGUCGUGUUUCUAAAAGCAAUACUCCAUUUCAAUCGGUUGCUUUACCAACCCUACAACAUCCAGAAACAGAAAUCAUUGGUGGCAUUGAUCUGAUGGAGACUGAUGAGCCUUUUAAUUUGCCAAUUGAGACUCUAACCACAGUAGAAGAAGACACUGCUAGUUGUGAAACUACUACUGCAUUUCAAUCGGCUGCUUCACCGCCUCAUCAAGAAGAUGAAUCACAACUCAAUGAUGACAAUGAUCAUACAGAAACGGGUGAGCCUUUUGAGUUGUCCAUUGACAAAGAAACCACAGUAGAAGAAGACACUGUCAGUUGUGAUACUACUACUACAUCUAAAUCGGUUGAUUCACCCACCCUACAACAUCCUGAAACAAAAAUCAUUGGUGGUAGUGAGCUAAUGGAGACUGGUGAGCAUUUUAAUUUGCCAAUUGAGGCUGAAACCACAUUAGAAGAAGAAACUGUCAGUUGUGAUACUACUACUACAUCUAAAUCGGUUGCUCUACCGCCACAACAAGAUCCAGAAACAGAAAUAAUUGCUGGCAGGGAUCUAAUGGAGACUGGUGAGCAUUUAAAUUUGCCCAUUGACAUUGUAACCACAUUAGAAGAAGAAGAUUCUGUCAGUAGUGAUACUACUACUACUUCUCCUCCACAUCAAUAUCGUGAUUCACAACUCAAUGGUGACAGUGAUCAUACAGAAACGGGUGAGUCUUUUGAGUUGUUCAAUGACAGAGAAACCACAGUAGAAGAAGACACUGCUAGUUGUGAAACUACUACUGCAUUUCAAUCGGUUGCUUCACCAACCCUACAACAUCCAGAAACAGAAAUCAACGAUGUAACUACAGCAAAUGAAACUACGGAUGCAGAAAUAGUUGGUGCCCCAACUGCGGGGAAAAAGCCUAAAAGAGUUUAUCGAAUAAAGGCACCAACUUACUGCGAAUGCCAUAAAGAAAUAAAGGGGAAGUGUGCACCAUGUCAGAUAAGGGAACUAAAGAUGCUUGUACAGGAAAAGGACAAACAACUGAAGAUUGUGAGGAGUUAUCAAGUUAAAGCGACAGUUGACUUAGCAAAACUAAAAUGUAAAUUGAAGGAAGGAAAAAAACUGAAUACGUCAUCCAAACAUUUGGCGAGAAUGCGUCAGUAUGCGGUGGAUUGCGUAGAAACCAUCUCUAAGCUAAAGGAUGACGUUGCAACCCUUACCGAAAAUCAACUGGACGAGAAAAUUAAGCAUCUAACUCACGGAGAAAGAGUCAUCAUCAACACCUUCAUCAUGAAGGGCAAAGCUGAGCUUAAGGCUGAUACUGGAAGAGCUUACGGUAUGAAAUACGAUGCUGGAUUCUUGAUGCAGUGCCUGCUUCUAAAGUUGAAAAGCAGCUCCACCUAUAACCAUCUGAGAAAGAACAAAAUUCUGCCCCAUCCUAGUCCAUCAACGAUUCGUCGGCGGCUUAGUUCAUCGGAAUGCAAAUUUGGUUUCAACGAACUAGCACUGGAAAACAUCAAGAAAGCUAUGGCAAAUCUACCAGAAUCUGAACGUUGGGGUAGUAUUAUGUGGGACGAGGUUUCGCUGAAGAAAGAUCUCAGUUGGCAUUCGUCUAGAUUGGAAUGGCACGGUAUUGUGGACUUCGGUGAAGAUAUUAAGGGAGCCGUGAAGAGUGGAAUUGCUACACAUGCCCUAGUGUUAAUGUUUCGCCCAUACAGAGGCAAUUGGGUGCAACCCUUUGCUUGUUUCGCAUCUAAAAACGCUGCCAGCUUCACAAUACUUCACGAAGUUAUUGUGAAAGGUAUUGUUCUACUUCAUAACAAUAAUGCCAUCGUCAAGAACCUCGUGUGUGAUGGGUGUUCCUCGAAUAAAGCCACCAUGACUUUAUUUGGUAUUCAUGGAAAAAAAUCAAGAGAAAAGGUUGAAAAAGACAAUUCUUAUUUCAUGAAACAUCCAUUGGAUCCAUCUAUCAAAAUAUAUUGGUUGUUUGACGCACCGCAUCUUUUAAAGUGUACAAGAAAUCAAAUUCUAACACAUAAAGAGGUUCAGUAUGGUGGUUCAACUGCACGUUUCAUUUACUACAAACGUUUACAUAAACUGGGAAAAAAAAUCAUUUUCGGAGGGCGUUUAAACUUACUGAGUCUCACAUCAACCCAACUAAUUUUGAGAAUGACAUGAGGAAGUCAUGUCAGAGUUAUGCAAACUAAAUGUUUUGAAUGUUUGCUGUGAUAAACACGAAGAUUCCUUGCCCUAUUUAAUAAUGCAAUAUGUACAUAUUCGUUUUCACACAGAGUCUAAGCGAUUUCGAAACAUACAUCUGUCUAGUGAUCGAACGCAAAUGAAAACUAACAAAAAAUUGUCAAGAAUCCCAAAAAGUGCUGAAAUUCAAUGUGAAAAAGUCAAAGAAAAAGAAACAGCAAAUACAACGGAUAAAACUUAAA